This is a messenger RNA of Cucumis sativus (cucumber), 1094 nucleotides long. RefSeq lists its product as uncharacterized. Lineage: Eukaryota; Viridiplantae; Streptophyta; Magnoliopsida; Cucurbitales; Cucurbitaceae. The coding region runs from base 240 to 728 and encodes 162 amino acids. The record is from RefSeq and is a predicted model, not a curated record. The transcript is spliced from 4 exons.
CUCUCCAAUUCCCAACCUACCCAUCAUCUUCAUCUCCGUCCUAUGAAUAGUGAACUCAAACUCCUCUGCUUUUCCUCUUUCUCCAUUUCUCUUCAAUUCUCUCUCUCUCUCUAAACCCACUCCAAUUCUAAGUUCUCUGCUUCUCUCCCCUUGUUUCCUUCUCUCUUUCUCUCCCUCCUUUCUGCGGAGGAGCUCGCCAUUUCAGAUCUUUAAAUUUGUAAGGAGGAAUAUCAGAGAGAAUGAACAGGUGGGUUUAUGAGCAGAACGCCAUGGCUGCCUGCCAGGAGAUGAGGAUGGAAUCUGUGGUUUGUCCAAAGCCACGUCGUUUGGUUUUUCAAACCCUUCCUGAUAAUGAUCCCAUCCCAGCUUAUAGAUGGCCCAUCAGCCAUUCCAAGACUGGAAAUUCAAGAGCCGGAGCUGAGUUUCUAGAUAUGAUCCUCACUAAGGAAAGUUAUGGUGAAAAUUUUAGCCACCAAUUAGCAUCAUCUCCACCAUUCUUUUGGGGGUCUCCACCAAGUAGAGCUUCCAACCCUUUAGUUCAAGAUGAGCAAUUUGGCAAUGGUAACAACACUAUCUACCAACCAUGCGAAGGGCCACCAUCUCCAUCCACCCAUAAAGGAGGAUGCGCCCGAGCAAAAUUCGGGCAUCGACCAGCAGCAGUUAGAAUUGAAGGAUUCGACUGUCUCAACCGCGAUGCCCGAAACUGCAGCAUUUCUGCUGUGGCUUAGAGACCAUAUAUAUAUAACCAAAUGGGGAAGGAGGAGGAGGAGGAGGGAGGUAGCCAUAGCCUAAGUUUUUUUGAAGUGGGAGAAGAUUUAUGACAGAGAAAUUGGAUUUGAAACUAAAACUGAUGUUUUUUUUUUCUUUUCUUUUCAUCUUUUUCAUUAGUGUGUAAAGUUGUACAUAGAAGAGUCGAUGAAAUGGCAUGAUGGGGUUUGUUCUUAUCGAGUCCUUUUGUUAUUAGUUGUUCAUGAAAUCAUCUCAAAGGAGAUAUCUGUGUAAUUAAGGUGACUAAUGAUGUUUUGGACUAUAUCUAAUCAGAGGAAAUAAAGUAGAGAAAGGCAAGAUUUAAGCCUUUCUCCAUUGUCUGUCUU